GACUCCGCGGUGCGUCACUUCCGUUUCUCUCGUUGUGUGCCGGAGCCGCGCGGAGUAGGACAAUGCCCAAGUCAAAGGAACUUGUGUCUUCGAGCUCAUCUGCCAGUGAUUCAGAUAGUGAAGUUGACAAAAAGGCAAAGAGGAAAAAGCAAGCAGCUCCAGAGAAGCCUGUAAAGAAACAAAAGACGGGUGAAAGUUCAAAAGGUGCAGCUUCUUCUAAGCAAAGCAGUAACAGAGAUGAGAACAUGUUUCAGAUUGGCAAAAUGAGGUAUGUCAGUGUUCGUGACUUUAAGGGGAAAGUCCUAAUUGAUAUUAGAGAGUAUUGGAUGGAUCAAGAAGGUGAAAUGAAGCCUGGCAGAAAAGGUAUUUCUUUAAAUCCAGAGCAGUGGAACCAGCUGAAGGAACAGAUUUCUGAUAUUGAUGAUGCAGUAAGAAAACUGUGAAGACAAAGCCAUACAGAAACUUUUAUCAUUUGGGUUGUUCAAGCAGUCUUUUUACAUUGGCUUUUGUUUUUUAAAAUAUUGUUUUCCAAGCUAUUGUAUAUUUGGAUUGCAAACUGAUUUGUAAGAUGAAUACUUUUUUUAUGUGCAUUAAAAGUGUAUUCUGAGUGAGGCUAUUUGUGUAUACUUUACUAAAAGGAAACAUACUGCUUUCACCUCAUAAUGUAAAGUAAAGAAAUCAAGUAAUAUGUAAUGCAUACUUGUUUAUGGCCUUUUGCUUUAAAAUAUUUGCUCAUAAGGCCACCUAACAGCUUUAGUCUUGGUUUAAGUUUAAUUAACAGUCUAGGAAUGUGCUUUCUGAAGACAUUUCUUAAAAGUGUCUCCAUUUAGUUUUUCCUUUUAUAUCUUACUCUUUUAUUACUGCCCUGACAGCUUUCUGCUCUAAGACUUGAUACAAACAAUGAAUACUUGGUAAAACAUUUUUUGUAGAUAAUUUUAAAUACUGUAUUUGCUAAUUUUCCCUAUUUAUUCAGACGUAAAGGGUCCUGAGUACUUAGACUUUUUGCAUUACUUGCAUGAAGUGUUACACUAAACAAUAACACUUGAACACAAGUCCCAUGCUAUUUCUUCCCAUUUCCCAUAGCUUACUUGACUUAGAAAAUACAGGUAGCCAUUUUUCUUGGACCCUAGAUUUUAGAAUGCGAUGCAUAAACUUCUCCAGUAAUAGAUAAAUACCUCAGAGUAAGAUAGUAUUUAAAAGCUCCAAAUGUGCUUAUUGUUUAGGUACCCUUUUCAAGCUUUGCUUUAAGUUGAUUCUUGAACAUGUGAAAACUAGUUAUUCUAUAGAAAACACCAGUUAACCUCUCUUUGUUGACCUUCUGUUUGAGAGUUUUGUGCAGACAUUUAAACUAGGCUGUAUCACA
Molecule: messenger RNA, 1363 nt
Organism: Dryobates pubescens (Downy woodpecker)
Lineage: Eukaryota; Metazoa; Chordata; Aves; Piciformes; Picidae
Gene: SUB1
Product: SUB1 regulator of transcription
Exons: 5
Coding region: 63-443 (126 amino acids)
Biological process (GO): positive regulation of transcription initiation by RNA polymerase II
Cellular component (GO): nucleus; transcription regulator complex
Molecular function (GO): transcription coactivator activity; DNA binding
Source: RefSeq, a predicted model, not a curated record